AUGGCUGCUGAGCCAGCUACCAUAGACACUCCGGCCGCAAAGCGAGAUGUGAGUGUUAGUGCCGGCGGAAUGACAAUCUCCGACGCUACGGCAACAGAACCAGGUACCAUAGACACCUCUUCCGCGGGACGAGAUGCGAACCCCGCAGGCAGUUGCCUGACAAUGUCCGGCAGUAGACCAACUACCCAGUCCCGUGUAUGCUCCCCUGACAUAGUCAAGCCGCGGCCACCUCUUAAUACCCGGACGCUUUUCGUGAAGCUCUAUGAGCACUCCGCCAUCAUCCUUCUGGCUAACCAAUCCGGCGGCUUCGCCGUCUGCGAUGAACCGCGGUCGAGUCUCGACGGAAAGAGACUCUUCAGUCCUGCCCGAAACGCCAUCAUCGCCGUGUGCCGAAGGCAUGGCGACUUCAAAGCGAAAGAUAGAUUGGGACUGCGACGAGUAUAUGACGAUGAGUACUAUGGCUCAGUUCCCGAUGAAGAGACAGCAACGUUGGCUCUAUGA
Messenger RNA from Cordyceps militaris CM01, 501 nucleotides. RefSeq lists its product as uncharacterized. The record is from RefSeq and is a predicted model, not a curated record. Lineage: Eukaryota; Fungi; Ascomycota; Sordariomycetes; Hypocreales; Cordycipitaceae. The coding region runs from base 1 to 501 and encodes 166 amino acids. The transcript is spliced from 2 exons.